AUGCCAGGCUACGCAGGCAGCAGCAGGCAUGGAGGAGGGGCCACUCCCGACCCAGAGUUUGUGGACGUGGACCAGGGCAUGACGCUGGCCUGUGUGGCCUUCCUCUGCCUUCUCCUGGUGGCCAUGAUCAUCCGCUGUGCCCGGGUCAUCAUGGACCCCUACAGCGCUAUACCCACCUCCACCUGGGAAGAGCAGCACCUGGAUGACUAACGGGGAACAAGCUGUGCUGUUACACAUAUAGCCACACCUGUGAGGGUGCAGACGCACAGGCACGUAGGGACAUGCACAUGAACAGCAAGCGUGGGUAAACACGCAUACGCACAAAAGAAAGGAGACGAGAAGAGAGGACAGCUUGACCAGAGAGGAGAGUAGAAGAGAGGAGAAGAGAGGAGAGCUUGACCAGAGAGGAGAAGAGAGGAGAGCUUGACCAGAGAGGAGAGUAGAAGAGAGGAGA
Oncorhynchus keta (chum salmon) is the source of this 454-nucleotide messenger RNA. Its product is annotated as cortexin domain-containing 1-like. The transcript is spliced from 2 exons. NCBI's taxonomy places the organism in Eukaryota, Metazoa, Chordata, Actinopteri, Salmoniformes, Salmonidae. Bases 1 to 210 code for a protein of 69 amino acids. The record is from RefSeq and is a predicted model, not a curated record.